GCAUCCCUCCACGGCUGGGGCAUCCCUCCACGGCGGAGACGCCCAAGCUUUAGCCUUUAGCCCGGCCGAUAGAGUGCAUGCCUUGUUCCAGAGGGUAGGACUCUUCAGAGUCCCUGCAGGGAUCAGGCAUGGCUGUCUCGACCGGCACAACACCGGGACUGCAGAGCGCAGGCACCAUCACAGCACCUGUUCGUCCAAGCUCAGAUGUGGCUUUGAACUCUGCUGUGGCGGGGCCGCAACGCCCUGGCCCAGCUGGCAAGAAGUGGAGCGAGGUGUGUGAGCAAGUGCAGAAGCCAGACGGUUCCGUGAGGACUUCGCCGCCUUUCAAGAGCGCAGCUACAGCUGGCACCUCGCCGCCGCGGCCAGGACCAGGCUUCUGUAGACGCCCUAGCCGCGGCCGCACUAGCCUGUACGGGGGCAUAACCGCAAAAGAUCCCUCGCGAGCUGGUUCCUCUCGUGGUGGGUCUUCAGGGAAGUCCUCCCGGUCGUCUUCUCGCGACAUUGCCCGAGAUGGUGAUAUUUCUUCCAGAUGUUCGUCAGGAUGUUGGGAGACGUCGACGAACUCCUCGGAGCCUGUGACGGACAUUGUCCCGUCGCCAAUGGAAUCAAAAGGCCUUUUGAUGCCGGAUCCCAUCAGGACUGGCAUCAUCCCACCAGCACUUUUGGCUGAUGAGCACGUCCCCCCUGCUGAUGCAGUGAGGGUAGAUCAGACUGAGCAGCCAGGUGCAUACAAGGUAGCUGACAGUGAACCAACUGAUCCGCUGCCUGAUUCUAGAGCAGGCAACAGCGUUUCCGUGGGGAUGCCUCUCAAGUGGGACCCCUUCGGACGAGACGGAGCUUGCCGGCAAGAUCCAAAGGCUGAAUGGACACCAGAUUCAUUGACGAAGUACUUGAAGGGGGUUGCCAUUCAAAUCGACGACAACCUGAGUCGUGGACACUUGCCGACCGCAGACCGUCUCGACAACUUCGUACAUAGACUUGUGAUUUAUUCGCAUCGGCAGUUCAAGCAUGCACCCAAGAAGGUGCGGCACAAAUUGACGGCAACCUUCACAACGCGAUUUCAGACCUUUUGGAACUUCUCCAGAAAUGAGAAGGUCCGAAACAUCACACCAGAGGAGUUGAAGGGCAUCCUUCUGGCUUUGGUGGAGAACCUCUCCCACCAUGACUUGACCCUAAGCGAACAGCCGCUAGCGCAGCCGAAGCCUAUGCGGUAUUAUUCCUACGGUCAGGUUGUGAGACCUGAGAGCACCGCCUGACACGAGAGCAAGGCAUUGUUGCCCUGGUUGGCAUCGAGCAUAUGACGUUGGCCACAGGUCGUUCUGACUGGCACUUGCAGUGGCGGCAUGGGCGCAGCAGCCGGCAUCUGAAAGCGAAGUGCCUGCGUUUUGGCAGAAGUGUUUGCUGGCUGCUGCCCUGAUGCACCAUGCUCUUGCGGUUUGAGCGAGUUGGCGACCCUGACAGUCUGACACGUGUUUACUCUCAGCAAAUGCAGAAUUGAGAAUUGCUGGAUGGGAUACAUCGGUUUGACCAAUUGGCAUAUGCCAUGCAAAUAGGCCAGUGAAGGCGAGGUUUCACACAAGGUUAGCAGUUAGCGAGGUUUGUACGUCUUGCCAAGACGUACAACUCCUUUGGUUAGUUACGAUCGAUCGUCUUUGGAAUCUCAAUGAAUC
Messenger RNA from Effrenium voratum, 1670 nucleotides. Lineage: Eukaryota; Dinophyceae; Suessiales; Symbiodiniaceae. The record is from the annotation of a GenBank genome assembly.